Lycium ferocissimum is the source of this 430-nucleotide messenger RNA. RefSeq names its product polcalcin Nic t 1. The transcript has a single exon. NCBI's taxonomy places the organism in Eukaryota, Viridiplantae, Streptophyta, Magnoliopsida, Solanales, Solanaceae. The coding region runs from base 131 to 385 and encodes 84 amino acids. The record is from RefSeq and is a predicted model, not a curated record. Gene Ontology annotation, molecular function: calcium ion binding.
UAGCAUACCUCUUUAUAACAUAAAUUCUAACUCAUUUUGCGGAUCUAAUUAAGUUGACAAACUCACAAACAAAACCAACUUUGCCUGCAUUACAACCAUCAUAAUAAGAGGGCAAAGAACAAGCUAAAGAAUGGCUGAAGAUCCACAAGACGUAGCCGACCGCGAACGAGUCUUCAAGCGUUUUGAUUUAAAUGGUGAUGGGAAAAUUUCUUCAGCAGAACUUGGAGAGACCUUGAAGAUGUUAGGCUCUGUAACCUCUGAAGAAGUCCAGUACAUGAUGGCUGAACUUGACACUGAUGGGGAUGGCUUUAUUUCUUUUGAAGAAUUCGAAGAAUUUGCUCGUGCCAAUAGAGGUUUGAUCAAGGAUGUUGCUAAAAUAUUCUAGCUUUCUUGAUGCACGCUUUUACACAAAGCUUAUUUUGGGUGGGUU